Messenger RNA from Chanos chanos (milkfish), 1653 nucleotides. RefSeq names its product serpin peptidase inhibitor, clade C (antithrombin), member 1 (gene serpinc1). The transcript has 8 exons. Gene Ontology annotation, molecular function: serine-type endopeptidase inhibitor activity. The record is from RefSeq and is a predicted model, not a curated record. NCBI's taxonomy places the organism in Eukaryota, Metazoa, Chordata, Actinopteri, Gonorynchiformes, Chanidae. Bases 165 to 1529 code for a protein of 454 amino acids.
GUUGAGCUGAGUAAAUUCUCCUGUGUUUAGUACCUGCGUCGUUCGGCAGGGUACUGACCCUGGCCAUAGCAAGAGGAGCCUGUGUCUUAAACCACUGCCUCAGCUCUGCUUUAACAUAGUCUGACACCAGGGCAUUUGAAAGGAUUUAAAACUACUGCAGCAGGAUGAAGUUUUCAGGGUGUGUGUGGUCUUUGGGACUCCUCUUCCUGCUCUCCACAGUCCAGGCAGCCCACGAUAUCUGCAAUGCCAAGCCAAAAGACCUACCCUUGGGGCCCAUGUGUGUCUAUCGCAGCCCCGAACCUGAUGAAGAUGUGUCAGCUCCAACAGAAAAACCUGAGAAGAUUCCAGAGGCCACGAACCCUCGGGUGUGGGAACUGUCUAAAGCCAACAGUCGCUUUGCCCUCUCCCUCUUCAAGCAGCUCGCUCAGGGAAAGAAACAGGAGGAAAACAUUUUUAUGUCUCCAAUCAGUAUCUCCACAGCCUUUGCCAUGACAAAGCUGGGAGCAUGUAACACUACACUGGAACAGCUCAUGAAAGUUUUUGAGUUUGACACAAUAAAAGAGAAAACCUCAGACCAGGUUCAUUUUUUCUUUGCGAAGCUCAACUGUCGCCUGUAUCGCAAGAAAGACAAGACCACAGAACUGGUCUCAGCUAAUCGUCUGUUUGGAGAAAAGUCUUUGUAUUUCAACGAAACCUAUCAGAAUAUCAGUGAACUCGUGUAUGGGGCUAAACUGAUGCCUCUAAAUUUUCAGGAGAAGCCAGAAUUGUCACGCAUGACUAUCAAUGAAUGGAUUUCUGACAAAACAGAGAACAGAAUAAAGGACACUUUGCCACAGGGCUCAAUAGACUCCACCACUAUCUUGGUUUUGGUCAACACCAUCUAUUUUAAGGGUCAGUGGAAAAAUAAAUUUGAUAAGCAAGAUGUCUUGCCGUUAAGCUUUCACAUUAGUGAGAGUCAGAAAUGCCAGGUGCCCAUGAUGUACCAGGAGACCAAAUUCAAGUACGGCCGAUUUCCCGAGGACAAAGUCAAAGUGUUAGAGAUGCCCUACAGAGGGGAAGACAUAACUAUGGUCCUAAUCCUACCCACUGAUGAAACCCCCCUGUCUGAGGUGGAAGCCAAUCUGGACCUGAACAAACUCACCGGGUGGUUGGAUGCUAUGAAGGAGACUACAGUGGCAGUGCAAAUCCCACGCUUCCGCAUUGAGGACAGCUUCAGUCUGAAAGAGAAGCUGCAGGCUAUGGGACUUGAGGACCUCUUCAGCCCAGAACGGGCCAGUCUCCCGGGUAUGGUCGCUGAUGACGGAAAUGGGCUCUUCAUCUCAGACGCCUUCCAUAAAGCCUUCCUAGAGGUGAAUGAAGAGGGCAGUGAGGCUGCAGCAGCCACAGCUGUGGUGGCACUCGGUCGUUCCUUUAACUUUAACCGGGAGAAUUUUAUAGCCAAUCGGCCUUUCCUCCUGCUCAUCCGAGAAUCCACCAUCAACGCCAUGAUCUUCACCGGCCGUGUCUCCAACCCCUGCGAGAGCAGCUAAUGAAAGACAGCCUGGAGAGAGAGAAAGACAGAGCAAAUACCUCAUCUACUGAUUGGAUGAUACUACCAAGUUUGCUCACUUCCCCAUUCAGAAUAAUGAAAUAAAGAGUUCAACAUCAAGCGUG